Ilex paraguariensis (yerba mate) is the source of this 1851-nucleotide messenger RNA. Lineage: Eukaryota; Viridiplantae; Streptophyta; Magnoliopsida; Aquifoliales; Aquifoliaceae. The record is from the annotation of a GenBank genome assembly.
AUGGUGGCCAUUGGAGCAGCAAACUGGUUGGGCAGAGUUGUGGCAGAAGGUGGGCCCACCAAUAAUAAGGUGGUCCAAAUCUGUGCUUUGUUUGGGCUGGACGGCGACCUCUCCGCAAUAGCAAUGGAGAAGACAAUGGAAGAUGAAGUGAAAAAUUUACAGGCUGCUAAAAAAUCCACAGCAAAUCGACGACGAUCAAGAAGAGAAAGAAAGUUGGCGUUGCAGCAAGAUGUUGAUAAGCUAAAGAAGAAGCUAAGACAUGAAGAGAAUGUUCACAGAGCAUUGGAAAGGGCUUUCAAUAGACCUUUAGGAGUUCUACCUCGUCUACCUCCUUAUCUCCCUCCAUAUACAAUAGAACUUCUUGCUGAAGUAGCUGUUUUGGAAGAGGAGGUUGUUUGGCUAGAAGAGCAGGUUGUGAAUUUCAGACAAGGUCUUUAUCAGGAAGCUGUACAGAUAUCCUCUAGACAAACAGAGAAUUCAACAGAUUCAAACAAUGUGUUGUUGCGUAGGAGUUUCAGAAAAGAGCACUCAAGAUCCUUGUCCCAAAAUGAAUUCAGUUCAGGAUUAUUGGCAAACCGACCUUUGCCUUCUCUUUCUAGAAGUGCUUCAAGUAGAAAGCUGUUGUUUUCUGACCCAGUCUCUGAUCGAAUGGGGCAUUGCUCUGAUUUGCCAAUUAAUGGGAAACCAGCUUUAAAGAAACCAAAUUCCUCUUUGGAAGAUAUGUCAGGGAAAGAGAACCAAUCAUGUUCUAAUUCUACAAAGCAUAAGCGAUCUCUGGGAAAGAAUAACCUCGUAAUCAGGACUCCAGCAAAGAGACCUCCAAUUAAACCUGAAUCAGGAGAUAAGUGUGCUGAUCCCCCAAGGCAACAGUGCAGAUUAAUUGACCAGGAAAGAGCACAAGAUCAUAGCUGUUCUAGUUCUUUAGAUGAUAGAGCAUUGGAAACUGAAAGCACAGCGAACAAAAUCUCCGAGGAUAUCUUGAAGUGCUUAUCCAGCAUUUUUUUGAGGUUGAGCUCAUCCGAGGGGAAAACAUUGGAAGCAGAGGCUUUUUCCUCUCUGCUAGUGUUGGCUUUCAAUGGGAACAAUCAAGAAACGGAGUUUUGGGAUCCUUAUGGUAUCUGUUCAAAAUCUGGAAUUCGAGACAUUGGUCCGUAUAAGCAUCUUUGUGCAAUAGAAGCUGGAUCAAUUGAUCAAAACAGAAAAACAAAUGCUUCAUUUCUGAUCCAUAGACUAAAGCUGCUCCUUGGCAAGUUGGCAUCCAUCAACUUAGAAGGUCUUACUCAUCAACAGAAGCUUGCAUUCUGGAUAAACACAUAUAAUUCCUGCAUGAUGAAUGCUUUUCUAGAGCAUGGGAUACCUGAGAGUCCUGAAAUGGUUGUAGCACUGAUGCAAAAGGCAACGAUAACUGUUGGGGGGCAUCUCCUGAAUGCAAUUACAAUUGAGCAUUUUAUCUUGAGGCUUCCCUAUCACUUGAAAUAUACUUCUCCAAAACCUGGUAAGAACGAUGAUCUGAAGGCUCGCAGCAUGUUUGGAUUGGAGUGGUCUGAACCCUUGGUCACAUUUGCACUAUCCUGUGGAAGCUGGUCCUCCCCUGCUGUGAGGGUGUACACUGCAUCUGGAGUUGAGAAUGAGUUGGAAGCAGCAAAAAGAGACUAUUUACAGGCAGCAAUUGGCAUUUCAACAACGAACAAGUUGAUGAUCCCGAAGCUGUUGGAUUGGUAUCUCCUCGACUUUGCAAAGGAUUUGGAUGCAUUUCUCGAUUGGGUCUGCCUGCAGCUACCCGAUGAACUUAGGAAUGAAACAUUAGAUGCCUUGAGAGAAGAGGAAGAGAGCCUCUGUUACAGUUGUUAG